Molecule: messenger RNA, 5184 nt
Organism: Tyto alba (common barn owl)
Lineage: Eukaryota; Metazoa; Chordata; Aves; Strigiformes; Tytonidae
Gene: ARRDC4
Product: arrestin domain containing 4
Exons: 5
Coding region: 1844-2551 (235 amino acids)
Biological process (GO): protein transport
Cellular component (GO): plasma membrane; cytoplasm
Molecular function (GO): ubiquitin-like ligase-substrate adaptor activity
Source: RefSeq, a predicted model, not a curated record
UCCCCCCUCCCCCCCCCCCGUAAAGCCAGCUGCAAAAAAAUAAUAAUUUCCAAGAAGCAUUCACAUCAAGCCAUAACCAUUUCCAUGUUAUUCUGGAGUGUCAUUUUCUGACUUCUGAAAGCAUAUAAGCUCCCUAAGCUUUUCUCUAUAAAUAGAUGAUCUUAGGUUGUGUGAAUAGCAAACAGAGUGGCUUUUUUUAAUACCAUUGAUUACAUCCCUGCUGGCAGAGAUGCUCUUGCCAAAAAGUUAUGCAGGCUUCAGAUGCAUAAAUAAGGCUUAAUAAUAAUAAUGCACAAGCAUAAAGUAGUUACUCUUACCAGAGCAACUACAUUCAUAGGGCUGCAGUGUCCUAAACUCUACAAUAAUAGUAGGUUGAGGAACAGUAAUUAUAGAAGAGUAUUAAUCAUGCCCAUCCUGUCAUUUAUGCUUUGGCCAUUAUGUUACGUAUCCUUCCAUUUUGCAUGUCGUUUUCUAACAUUAAGUGUGUGCAUGCAGCUGCUUCAGAGAUCUUUUCAGUUAUUUCCUUAUGACAGAUUUGGCCACAUUAAAGCAUUGAGUUUCUAAUAAUCACUAGAAAUACUGUAGAGUAAUAAGAAAGAUCAGGCAUUAAGUAAUGAGAAAAUAGGCAAGAUGGAAGCUAAUGAGCUGGAUUCUUUUAUCUCAACCCAUAUUACGAAAAUAAUAUAAAAUUAUACCUUGCACUUUCAUGAUAGCAACUGGAUCUAAGUGGUUAUUCAUUUAAAUAUGAAUGAGUAAUUUCUAUUUUAUUUAAAAUGCUAGGAUAAUUUUAACAUUUCAUCAUGAUGUGAACGUAGCUAAGAGAUGUUUUGAGCAGGGUUUUUUUCCCUCUUUAUAUGCUUACAUUUUAAUCUUUCUCUCUAGACAGAACUUGGAGAAGUAUUUUGGCAGUGACAUCUUUAAGCAGAAUGCAGUCGUUAUAUUCCACUGUGUACGUUAGGGGAAUGAAGACAGCAUAUCCAUAUACUGCAAGGAUUGAGUAGACCGUAUGUUAUUGCACAGGAGAGAGCUGUGGGGCACAUAAUGUAGACAGUGCUGGUCUUAAUGGAUUCCAAGGCUACACCAGAAAAGUGCAAAACACUAGAAAUUUUAGACUUCAUAAUUGCACUCACUGGGCACUAGUGCCUGGUAAAUCAUUUUAAGUCACUUGACUCCUGGCUUGCAGCCUUGACAUGUGUGCUUGUAUGUUUUAAGUUUAUUCUAGUGAAAACAUUACAGACAGUGUAAAUGUCAUCUAAUGUGACAGUCCUCUGAAAAAUUAAGAUGGGUUUUGCCAUGAGCCUAAAUUUUUGGGGGGCUUUGUGGCUUGCAAGUUAUGAAGAUACAUCACCUUAGCUCAGUGUGUAUGCGUUUGUAUCUUCUUAUGAAAGGUACAAAGGUAAAAACAGUUCACCUGCUUAACUGUUUGCUGCUUGCAGAUGAAAUUGAAUCUGCAUUCUUCUGCACCAAGGAACAUAAAUACCACAGUACUCCAUUAGACCUUUAAAAAGUCACACGUAUAAAAUCUGCAAAAUCAGUCUUUUUGAAGACAGAUUACGUUCAAAUGCACAUUGGUCUCUGUGUUACCUAGCUGAUAUGGUCUCAAUGCAGACUGGGAUUUUAAAACAGCCAUAUGUUCACAUAGCCAAACCUUGGUUCCAUUUUACAUGGUGGCAAAACUCCAGUUGCAUUGAGUAGUACAGUGAUUCAAAUCAAGUGGAUUUUAGGGCUAGAUUGCAAUGACUGAUAUGCAUAACAUUAAAUAGCAAGUGAUCAAUAGUUUUAUGCCAUAAAAUGAAAAAUACUCUGUAUUUUAUAGACACCUGUUCUAAGAAGUCAGGAGAAGAUGGUUGGCUGUUGGUUUUUCACCUCUGGGCCAGUGUCUCUCAGUGCCAAAAUUGAGAGGAAGGGAUACUGUAAUGGGGAAGCCAUACCAAUCUAUGCAGAAAUUGAGAACUGCUCUUCUCGUUUGAUUGUUCCAAAAGCUGCCAUUUUCCAAACACAAACUUACCUGGCCAGUGGGAAGACAAAAACUUUCCGUCAGAUGGUUGCCAAUGUCCGAGGAAACCAUAUUGCCUCUGGGAGUACAGAUACCUGGAAUGGGAAAACCCUGAAAAUCCCACCUGUAUCCCCUUCUAUACUUGACUGCUGUAUUAUUAGAGUAGAAUAUUCAUUAGCUGUGUAUAUCCAUAUUCCUGGUGCUAAGAAAUUGAUGAUUGAAAUGCCUCUGGUGAUUGGCACUAUUCCAUGUAUUGGAUUUUCAAGCAGAAAUUCCAGCAUUACCAGCCAGUUUAGUAUGGAUAUGAGUUGGCUGGCAUUGACCAUGCCAGAACACCCUGAAGCACCACCAAAUUAUGCUGAUGUAGUGUCUGAGGAAGAGUUCUCCAGACAUGUUCCAGCUUAUCCACCACCAAUUGACUGUGAGGAACAAUUGUGUUGUCCUGUCUUUGCUUACAUACAAGAGUUCCGGUUUCAGCCUCCACCUCUUUAUUCAGAGAUCGAUCCACAUCCAACUGAUGUAGAAGAAGUUCAGCCUGUUUCAUUCAUGCUCUAAAGAGGAUUUGUAAUGAGCAUCAUUGUGAUGAAUGUCUUAAUCUUUCUGCUGCUUAAGCUGAUAGUGCAGCUAAGAAGGAAACAGUUUUCUUUUUCUAAACUUAAGUUUGUAUACAAGAAAGGCAAAGGAAGAUCGAGAGGGAGGUAUGAGCAUGUUUGGUGAUGGAAGAGGAUCUGCUGGAUCAGUCUGCACAGAGGAUAUUGUAGGAGCAGCUACACUUGGGAUACUUGAAGUAUCUGAAAAUACUGAAAGCUUUCUAAAAAGUGGAUAUACUACAUAAAGUACAAGGAGGAGAUGUAAGGCUCUUCUGAAGAGAAAAGAAUUUAUAUUUUGUUUGGAACACUCAAAGAAUUUAUGUAAUGAUGUUGAGAACUUCUGUAGUAGGACUUGCGUAGUAGAACAGAAUAUGGGGUAAAAAAACAUUUCCAAAAGAUUCCAGUGUUCAAGGGGCUUCAGUUUUGCACUGUCUGCAUCCAAGAAAGGAACGCUACUAAAAUGUGGAGUGAAGUCUUCACUUAAGCUAAACUUUGUUUUUCAUGAGAACCUGCCCUUCUAACAACUGCCAAGCGGUACUAUUUCAUCAUUCAUAAUGAUUCCGAAGACAUCAUGGAUGACAGAAUAGCUAUUACGCAAUAUUAUGAAGGCAACCAUUUACUGAAUGAAAGACACAAGUAUGUAAAAGAAAAUUGAACUUUGAUAAGAGCUUAUGCACUAUGCUUUCUUUCAAGGGAUUUCUUAAGGGAAUUAUUCUAGCCUCUUCUACUGUGAGUUCUUUUUCUGCAUCUUAAGCCUACGGAUAGCAUGAUAAGGGGAAGCAUGGCAGGGGAGAAUCCUUUUGCCAACAGCAGGUAUACUUAGCAAAAUGGACAAUACUUAUUUAUUCAGAAGCCUUUAUAAGCCUACCUCUGUUUUGGAUAUUUACUUACGGUCAGAUUUGAGACCAAAAAAAGUCUUGUUAAAGCUCCAGUAUACUUCAGGGUUCUAAAAGGGACCCUAAAUGGUUUCUGUGGUUAGUGAAUGAGAUAGGAGGCGUAUGGAGAGGUGUAAAUAUACCCAGAAUAUACAUAGCUUAUAACUGAAGUGAAAGCAGACAUCAGGGGAACAAAAUCCUCUGGUAAUGGCACAAAGCUUUUCAUUACUCCUGCAUUUUUGUCUAGAGAUCUAUUGUCAGGGGCUGCACUGGUCAUUUGCUAUCCAUACUAAUUUUUGUUACUGUGUUUCCUUGUUUGUUUUUGCUGUUUAAUUUUGUUUUGGUGCAAUAUUUUAAUGUUUUCUUCCUCAGGUCAUUUAGAACAGUGAGAGUUUGUUGCUGCUAAGAGUGAAGGCACAGCAUUUUACUUGGCCCUUCUGCUGCCUUCAUUUAAAGUAGAAUGUUUGCUUCCUGCCAAGCAUCAAUUGGAAUAAGUAAGCCACCAUCAACAGAUCACUUAAACGGAGCAGAAACACAGCAUUCUCAAAACACACGUUUACAGUCAAGUCUCUAAACUACAGGGGAUUUUGAACUAUCAUAACUAUUCCAUAUGUCUUACAGAAGGGUUUGGCGUUAAAACCCGGUGCUUCAUGUGGUAAAACAUUGUACUUUGAUAACUACAAGAACAGUAAUUAAGUUUCCUCCAUUUCAUCAAUAACUGCAGUUAAAAAAAAAAUAUAUGAACUUUUAAAAUUAAAUCUGUCUUCAUUUAAGAAGCAGGGACUUUUCUACAGGCUUACACGGAUAUAUAUUUUUAGUCUUCUUUUAGUAUGACUUCCGAUUUCUAGCACCUCAAGUCACUUACAUCAGUGUAAAAGACCUACUGAUUGAGAUACUCAUUUCCAAACUGCAGUUAUUUUUUUUUUCAUUUGCAGCUUUAAAUACUGUCUUCUAUAGCAAAUGCAGCUUUAACCAAAAUCUGAGUGCAUGUUUUAGAAAGGACAUUCUAAAAAUGAGUAUUUACCUUAAGUCUCAAGAUGUAGCUCUCAUGCCUUUUUAUUUAAGUGAGGGCAUGCCCAUGCAAUCAAUGCAGGAUUUUCAUUCACAUCACCUGGAAAGGGAACAAGCAUAGUUUCCUUAAAUAGAUCCAUUAUAGCUACUUGAAAAGUAAUGUGGCUGUGUAUUAACUUGCAUGUCAAUAAUUCAGAAUACUAGCUUAAAGAACAUUAGGUGCUUUUUGGACUGUAAUACCUGAUAGGUGAUGUGUGCUACCUGGUAUAAACAUGGUCAAGCAAAUGAGCAUGAAGGGUAAAGUGCUUUUUUUUUUUUUUUUUUUUUUUUUUUUUUUUCUUCCUCCUGUUUUCCCUAAAAAUCUUUGAGGAGUUUAUUAUUUGCAGAUAAACUGUGGCCUUAGAUUGUUUGCUGCAAAAAAGACAACUAGAAUGUGUUUCUUAGGAAGCACAUGUGGCCCUUCAAAGGAGGGGUGAAAACGAGAUCAAAUUCUGCUCUCUGACACGGGCUUAGUGCAGAAAUUGAUCCUUAAAAUAAUUACUGUUUGCACAAUAAUAAGUUCAAUAUGCAGGGGCUUUGUUUUGAUAACUGUGAAACAGUUUAAAAGAGACAAAAUAAAAAAAAAAUGCUGUUUAACAUACAGGAACAUGAUUGUAUUUUGUACUAAUGAAUGAGCCCCAUGGGUUCUUUGUUAAUAAAAGUGUCAAACCUA